GCCAUCCUGAUAAAUUUUGUCUACUUUUCUAUCGACUUUAUAUCGCAUCUAGAAAAAAUCGGUGCCCGCGCGACUAAACAGAGGUUUUGGGAAUAUCCUUGCAUAAAACUAAAUCCUGGAUGAAAUUUAGUUUCGCUGCCCCAGAUCAUUUAAAUUUCUUUUUACGAACCGGCGACUUCAAGCAGCAGCUAACAAGGGUAAUGUCAAUUGUAAAAGCUUUCAACCAGUCAGUAAGCACUACGGCAGACUCAAAACAUACAAAUCGAGUUUGUUUGCUGCAACCCAUGGAAUCCGAUUACACGGCAAUAGAUUUAAGCUCAGGUAAGAACGUGAUAGGACGCACACGCGAAACUGGAAUUAGAGAUGUCCGUUGCUCCAAACGUCAGCUGGAGUUGGACGUUGACAUGGAAAAGCCAUGCGCAAAAAUGCGAGUGAUUGGUAUAAAUCCUUGUAGCGUUAAUGGCUUGAUGGUUAUGCAAAAUACAGAGUGCAAACUGGAACAUGGUGAUAUAAUCGAACUCGUUUACGGCAAACAUCAAUUCGAGUUACAAUUCAAACCGCCACCUUUAGCGGAAUCAAAAACCAACCAGAAAAAUGUGCAGAGGCUACAAAGUACAGCAGAUGAAAUAUCUUCGGUAAGUAAGAACUGUGUAAGCGGUUCUGGGCAUUGGGAAUCAAUAGAAAAUGGGGCCAUGAUGGUUUAUACAGACGCAGGGGUCAAAGCAGCAAACAAAAUUGCUGCCUAUGAUAUUGAUGGAACCAUUAUUACGACGAAAUCGGGCAACGUUUUUCCAAAACAUGCUGAUGAUUGGCAGAUAAUUUACCCUGAAGUGCGAAAAAAACUAAAAUUAUUGCAUCAGAGUGGCUAUAAAAUUUGCUUUUUCACUAACCAAGGAGGUAUUGCUAGCGGUAAAAUAAAGUUGGAUGACUUUAAACGCAAAAUAAAAGAAAUACUUCAAAAAUUGGACGUCCCGGUCCAGGUAUUUAUCGCUGUAGAAGAAGGCCUUUAUAGAAAGCCCUUAACUGGAAUGUGGCAGUACUUGGUGGAGCAUCAAAAUGAAAUCGUAGAAAUAGAUUUGGCAAAAAGCUUUUAUGUAGGUGACGCUGCCGGACGACCAGAAAGCGGUAGUGGCAAAAACAAACGUAAAAAAGACCAUUCCUUGACAGAUCGUCGAUUCGCUGCUAACAUAGGAGUUUCAUUUUACACACCUGAGGAGCAUUUUCUAGCUAAACCGACGGAGCAGUGGAUUAAACCUGAAUAUGAACCGGCAGAGGUUGUAAAUAAUACACACAUUCCACUAUUAGAGCCAGAAAAUGUAGAACUACCUAGUGACGAAACCGAAAUGAUCAUCAUGGUGGGAUUGCCGGGCUCAGGUAAAAGCUUUUUUUGUCGCGAAUAUUUGGAGAAACAUAAUUACACUAUAGCAAACGCAGACAAAGCUGGAAGUACUCAAACGUGCAUUAAAAUUUGUGAAAAGGCAUUGGCAGAUGGUAAAUCGUGUGUUGUUGACAAUACAAAUGUCGACGUCGAAUCGCGUAAGAAGUUUAUAAAGCUUGCCCAGCAGUACAAAGUGCCGUGUCGAUGCUUCGUUAUGAAUGUGCCCGUAGACCAAGUGAGACAUAACAUAAAAUACAGACAAUUGACAGAUAAAAGUCAUUCAAAGAUAAAUGAGAUGGUCUUUAAUAUGAUGAAGAAAAAGUAUACAGAUCCAUCUAAAGACGAAGGUUUCUCACAUACAGUCAAAGUGAAUUUAAAGCCAAAAUUUAAAAGUGCAGUUGAAGAGCAAUUAUAUAAGUUAUAUUUGUUAGAAAAGUAAGUUCGAUUUGAGAAAAAUGCC
Molecule: messenger RNA, 1838 nt
Organism: Rhagoletis zephyria (snowberry fruit fly)
Lineage: Eukaryota; Metazoa; Arthropoda; Insecta; Diptera; Tephritidae
Gene: PNKP
Product: Polynucleotide kinase 3'-phosphatase
Biological process (GO): DNA repair
Molecular function (GO): double-stranded DNA binding; ATP-dependent polydeoxyribonucleotide 5'-hydroxyl-kinase activity; protein binding
Source: RefSeq, a predicted model, not a curated record